GUCAACCUGAAGAGACCAUGCCCAUUUUGGGCUGAUGAUGGCCAUUGUUCUAUCAAAGAUUGUCAUGUAGAGCCUUGUCCUGAGAGCAAAAUACCUGUUGGAAUUAAGGCUGGGAGCUCUAAUAAAUAUUCAAAAGCAGCAAAUAAUUCCAAAGAAUUGGAAGACUGUGAGCAAGCUAACAAACUGGGAGCAGUUAACAGUACCUUAAGUAACCAAAGUAAGGAGGCUUUCAUUGACUGGGCAAGAUACGAUGAUUCACAGGAUCAUUUUUGUGAACUUGAUGAUGAGAGAUCUCCAGAUGCACAGUAUGUGGAUUUGCUGCUGAAUCCAGAACGUUACACUGGAUACAAGGGGCCUUCUGCUUGGAGAGUGUGGAACAGCAUCUACGAAGAAAACUGCUUCAAGCCUCGAUCUGUCUAUCGUCCUUUAAAUCCACUGGCGCCUAGUAGGGGAGGAGAUGAUGGAGAAUCUUUCUACACAUGGCUAGAAGGUCUUUGCCUUGAGAAAAGAGUGUUUUAUAAACUCAUUUCUGGACUUCAUGCUAGCAUCAACUUGCAUCUGUGUGCAAAUUAUCUUCUUGAAGAAACCUGGGGGAAGCCUCGCUGGGGACCAAAUGUGAAAGAGUUCACUCACCGCUUUGACCCUAUUGAAACAAAAGGAGAAGGACCAAGGAGGCUCAAAAAUUUGUAUUUCUUGUAUUUGAUAGAGCUGCGUGCUUUGUCAAAGGUUGCACCGUACUUUGAGCGUUCAGUUGUUGACCUUUACACAGGAAAUGGCCGUGAGGAUGCUGAAUCUAAAGCUCUCUUACUAGAUAUCUUCAGGGAUACAAAGUCCUUCCAUAUGCACUUUGAUGAAAAGUCCAUGUUUGCUGGAGAUAAAAAAGGAGCCAAGUCAUUAAAGGAAGAAUUCAGAUUGCAUUUCAAGAACAUAUCCCGCAUAAUGGAUUGUGUUGGAUGUGAUAAAUGCAGGCUGUGGGGCAAACUGCAGACUCAAGGCUUAGGAACUGCUCUGAAGAUCUUGUUUUCUGAGAAAGAAAUACAGAGCCUUCCUGAGAAUAGCCCAUCAAAAGGUUUUCAACUCACACGUCAAGAAAUAGUUGCUCUUGUAAAUGCCUUUGGAAGGCUUUCCACAAGUAUAAGAGAGUUGCAGAAUUUUAAAGUUUUAUUACAACAAACUAGGUAAUGAAGGCCUUUGCACAACUCAUUAGUGAAGACUAUUUACAUGAAUGCAUUGAGCAGAAGGAACUGAUCCUUACAGGACUCACAUGAACUGAUAAAAUGUAAAAUCAAAUCCCAACUUGAAUAUUUAUGUUUAAACUAGGAAUGGUUAUUAAUUAGAAAAGAUAUUUAUGAAUGAAAUCUAUAGUUUUUAAAUGUGUAAAUUAUGCUGAUCUGUUUAUAUUUUAAGUUCUCUGCUCACAGUUCUAUUGUAUUGAAACUUCAUAAAUUUUCUUUAUUUCCUUGUCUUUUUGAGACAGUUGUUUUAUAUGGAAACUAUGUACCUCCACCCUGACGUAGCCUGUCCUGAGGGAGGUGGUUCACCUCUCGCCUCUCCCCAGUACUGAGCUUCAGUAUAUUCUGAGGAUUGGGUAUGCUGAUUCUGGCUGUCUAACAG
Molecule: messenger RNA, 1614 nt
Organism: Fulmarus glacialis (Northern fulmar)
Lineage: Eukaryota; Metazoa; Chordata; Aves; Procellariiformes; Procellariidae
Gene: ERO1B
Product: ERO1-like beta (S. cerevisiae)
Exons: 14
Biological process (GO): protein folding in endoplasmic reticulum
Cellular component (GO): endoplasmic reticulum; endoplasmic reticulum membrane
Molecular function (GO): FAD binding; protein-disulfide reductase activity; thiol oxidase activity
Source: RefSeq, a predicted model, not a curated record